CGCCUUUCAGAGAAAGACUGGAAAUUUCAAAAAGUUCCAUUUCCCGCUAAGAGAUCAAUAUCGCUACUCCUACUCCCCUCCAUUUCUCGGCCUUCCGAGCAACCGCAGCCAGUCCUCGCAAUCGACGGCAAGGCUACUCGUAUUCGAAAGGAAAUGGAAAAAAUCUAUGAUGAGCUAAAUGAAGUGAAAAUUGAGGUGGAAAAGCUGAGAGAAGAAUGCUUGGCCAAAACCAAGCUGGCAGAGAGUUUAGGGGAAGCUAAUGUGAAAGAACUGGAGGCCAAAUCUGUGGAGAUAAGUGAAAUUAGGCAUAUGUGUGAGGGGUUUCAGUCCAGUUUGCACAGAAAGGACUUGCUUUUAUUGGGUUGCAAUGGGAAGAUUUCGAAACUGGAGGGUGAAAACAGAGAUUUGGCAUUGGCUCUAGAUAAAGCGUCGGCAAGAAUCCAGGAUCUGGAGAACAAGACUAGUGCUAGUUCUGAGGAACUUGCAGGUCUUAGGAUGCUUUUAUCAGUGAAAGCGGGGAAGAUUGUGGAAGUGCAGGAUAAUGUAUCAAAAGAUAUGAAAGAGAGAAAUGAAUAUAUACUCAAGCUAGAAGAGGAAAUUAGAACCACUCGUGAUCAGUUGAAAUGGAGGAAUGAACAGUUCUUUCACCUGGAAGAGGCACACAACAAACUUCAGUCUCAGUUCAUGGAGAGUAAGAUGGAGUGGCAAGAGGAACAAUCCUUGUUCAUUAAUGAAGUUUCUUCACUGCGAGCUAAUUUGGAUGCUCAAAAUCAAGCUGUCAAGAGCCUGGAGUCCCAACUGACGAUGACUCAAGAUGCCCUGGCUCAUGAACAAAGCAGAAGGAAAGAUCUUGAUCAUCAGUUGUCUGAAUGCAGAUCACAAUUCGAAAAUGUUUCCCAGGAGUGUCAUACUGUAAAAUCAGAAGUUGAGGAGCUAACUAUGAGGAGGGAUGAACAGAUAGCCGAGCUACGGAAGCAAUUGAGAAUAAAAGAGAAGCUUGCCAAUGAAAUGAAGCACAAAACUGUACAGUUAGAGAAGGAGAAUAGCGACCGUUUGGAUUUAUUGAAAGCUAUUCAAGAGGCUGAGCGUAGUAAAACCUCAGGCCCUUCAUUGAAGAAGUUGCAAAAGAGACUUGAUGGCCUGGAAAAACUACAUAGUAAUUUUUCUGUACAGCUACAAGAGAAGGAGGCUGAUAGGAAUUCUCAAAUAGAAAAGUUGACAGGGGAUGUAGAGUGUUACUUAUCUGAAUUGUGUGGAAAGAGUGAAAGCAUUAAAAAAAUUCACAAGGAACUGGAAGAUUGCCAGUGGCUAUUGGAGGCGAAGAACGACGAAGCCUCUGCUUUAAUCAUGAUGUUAAAAUCUGAGUUUGAUGCUGCGUAUUCAAAGCUAUAUGAUGCCAAAGGAAAUUUGGAAAUGGACAUUAUGCGCGUUGAAGAGGAAAAUGCUAUAUUAAAUCAGCAGCUACAAUUAAAGAACACUGAGUUGCAUCACGUUCAUGCUGAGCUGAAACAGAGAUGUGAGGAGAUGGCAGAUUUACUGAAGCAUGCCGAGUCAUGUGAUCUCGAUUCUUUGAAUCAGAAAAACUUUAUCAUGGAGGAAGAACUGAGAGAGCAUAAGGUGAUGCUUAAGGAAUCAAAUGAAAGGCACCGUCUGUUAGAACAAAAAUUUCUUGAAGUACAUUCAGAGAGGGAGAGGAUACAAGAUGCUUUAGAGGUGGCAGAUCUUGCGCUGGUGAACAAAAGUCUUGAAGUCAAGAAAUCUAUGCUUGAAUUUCAAAAGUGUGAAUCAGAAGUUGAAAGCUUGAGAAUGAAUUUGGUAGAAAUUCAAGAACUACAUGAUCAAGAGAAAGCCAACCUUCUCGAGACAAUGAAUGAUAAAGAUGUCGUAAUUGCUAAGUCUCAGAAACACAUUUCUGAUUUGGAAUCAGCUAUUUUAGACAAGUCAAGGACCAAUGAAGUUCUUGAGAACGACAAUGCUCAUUUGAAGAAAGCGUUAGCUGAAAGGGAAGAAGGGAAAAUUGCACUUGAGCUCGAAAUUAAGAACUUAGCAACUCUUGUUGCAAUGAAAGAUAAGAAGAUACAAGAACUUCAGAUAGAAUUAGAAUCACUGGAUCAGAACUUAAAACAUGCCACAAUGAGACAGUCAGAGAUGGAGGAGCUGAAAAGCCAACUUGAAAAGACAAGAAGUUGCUUGGAGGAACACGAGUCCCAUAAAGAAGCCAUGCUUGAAGGUCUUAUGAAUGCUUCAAUUGACAAGGAGCAAUUUAUGGCCCAACUGGAGAUCAUUUUAGGCCAAAUCAAUGUUUUAACCAAACAAGAUGAUGAACUGGGGGACCUACUGGAGAAAAUACUACAUCUUUCCGGAGGAAACCAUGAACCAGAAAGAAACCGGCUGUCCAGUGGGGGAAAUGAUACUACAUUAUUAUCCUCAAGAAAAUCAAUCCAAGUAAGUUUUGAUGAAAGAACUCCACUGACAGAGCUCAACUGUUGAUUAUAUGCUGUCUAGAAAGGUAACAACUGCUUAAACCCAUUGUCUACUUUUGUUAUUGAAAAUUUUAAAGGAGCUGAACCACUAAAAGACAAUCAAGAAAUGCAGGUUUGAGUGGUAAGGAUGCAAUUGAAUGACCGUCGAAAUAGUUUGGCCGAUAUGCUCUUCGUAUUCUUUUACUUUAGGAGUUUUCUUAGUCGUAGUAAACACAUGUAUGUGAAGUUUGAAAUGAUCAUCCCUUGUUUGAAGUGAUAUUUCCUAUUUUUAGUUCAUUGCUGCCUUUUGAGUUUUCUUGUGGUAUCCUUUUGUGUUUUCAAGUGAUUGUAAGUUCUCAUUGUUUGAAAAUUGCUGGUAAUUAUUACAGAGACAUCUACCUGCACAUUUUGAUCUAUAU
Andrographis paniculata is the source of this 2881-nucleotide messenger RNA. RefSeq lists its product as uncharacterized. The transcript is spliced from 2 exons. The coding region runs from base 154 to 2490 and encodes 778 amino acids. The record is from RefSeq and is a predicted model, not a curated record. Lineage: Eukaryota; Viridiplantae; Streptophyta; Magnoliopsida; Lamiales; Acanthaceae.